Molecule: messenger RNA, 1111 nt
Organism: Drosophila takahashii
Lineage: Eukaryota; Metazoa; Arthropoda; Insecta; Diptera; Drosophilidae
Source: RefSeq, a predicted model, not a curated record
UCGCACGCAAAAAAUUUCCGUCUCCAUUUUUUCAAAAAACUAUUUAAACACAACAACAGAAGAAUCAACCACUUACACGGAAUAUUCAUCUACUACUCUCCAAUCAAAUCAGGAGGAUCUCGAAGAAAGUGGAGAAGUUGAAGGAAGUGGUAGUUAUGAUUAUGACUACGAGCCAGUAAUUGAAGCAACAACAAUUUCAGCUUCCAUGCCAGUUACAACAACAAUACCAACUAGUGCUCCAGACGCAUUAUCCAAUAUAACGGAAAAUUCAUUAAGCACUCAACAAACAAUUAAAGAGAUAUUUAACAACACUGAAAUAUUAAAGAAAGAAAACGAUCUGGUUAUAACCCGCAUUUUAACGCCUCCAGAGGACCUCGAAGUUAGUGAAGAGGAUGUAUAUGCUGGUAGUGGUGAUUAUAACUACGAGUCUGAAAUUAAAGAAACACCGAACACAACUUCUGAACCAGUUACAACAACAACUACAACGACCAGGGCUCCAGAGGUUUUAAGCACAUCAACGGAAAAUUCUUCGAUCACUGAUCAAUCAAAUCAGGAGUUUUUAAACAAUACUCAUACCUUAAUUAAAGAAAACGAUGCUGUAUUAACUCGACUAUCGACGCCCCCAGAGGACCUCGAAGUGAGUGAAGAAGUUGAAGGUAGUGGAGAUCACCGAGGUAGUGGAGAUCACCAUGGCAGUGGAGACCAUCAAGGCAGUGGGGAUGGUUUCAAUGGGCCACAGAUUGAAGGUACCCCAAGUAACGACCAGCACCUUAUUAACGAAGAUAUUAGCAGUAAUAUUUUAGAGAAUCAAAAGGAAGACUUUUAUUUUCAAACUGGCUGUAGCGGCUUGUCGGGUCGGCGACGUGCCUUCCUCGGCUCAAGAUUCCCUUCGUACGAUUCUCUGCGGCGCUCCUCGACGGCGUCGCUGCUCUCGUAUCUCUUCGUGCUACUGGUGGACUCCUGCGGCGUCGUUCUCCAACGGCGGCUCUCCAGUUCCACCCGGCUUGUAGGACUCAAAAGUCUGCACAACCUUCCUUUCGGGUCCGACCAGAAUGAUCCUGGGACCACCUGUGUCGUCGUAUUCCCUGAGGUCGGUCUGGCUCUAGCCUGA